Bufo bufo (common toad) is the source of this 3045-nucleotide messenger RNA. RefSeq names its product transporter 1, ATP binding cassette subfamily B member (gene TAP1). NCBI's taxonomy places the organism in Eukaryota, Metazoa, Chordata, Amphibia, Anura, Bufonidae. Bases 143 to 2308 code for a protein of 721 amino acids. Gene Ontology annotation, molecular function: ATP binding; ATP hydrolysis activity; ABC-type oligopeptide transporter activity. Gene Ontology annotation, biological process: transmembrane transport. The transcript is spliced from 12 exons. Gene Ontology annotation, cellular component: membrane. The record is from RefSeq and is a predicted model, not a curated record.
GCGGAGGCUCACCGCAUGGGGCGUCCGCGGGGUCAUCCGGCAGUCCCACUUUCACUUUCGAAUUUCUCUCAAUAAACCGAUUCCCGGAAUCACCGGGGGUUUCUGAGAUCCUGAGAAGGCGGGGACCGACCGCAGAGAGGCGAUGCAUCCCGUCUGGUCUUUGUGCUGCCUCGUCGGCGUGGACUAUGUCACUUUGUACCUACUGCAGCUGAGCCUGCCCCUUUACUUGACCCUGAAUCUCCUCCUGACGUGGGUAAUGGGCCUGGCACGACUGGUCGUCUUGAUGCUGGGUGUCCGUGCAGUGAGCUCCGUAUCUAAAUUGCCCCCCUGGUUAAAAGGAGAACCGUUGCUGGUGUCCUCUGCUGCCCUCAGCCUCUUGGUACCAUCUUGUGCUACCUUCACGGCUGUCCUGUCACCACGGACCAGUGCUGAACUCCUGCACAGAUGUGGGCAUGCAGACCUCUUCAUCUACUCCUACCUGAUCACGGUGACGUCUACAAUCGUUUGGCAUCAGCUGUUCCUCGAUGGUGAAGAUGAGGAGGACAAGGCGGAGUCGCCCCCCUCCGUGUGGAGAUUAAUCGCCCUUCUGAGGCCUUACGGGUGGAGGUUCCUGCUGGUGUCUGUGUUCUUGGUGCUGUCUUCUUGGAGUGAAAUGGUUUUGCCGUCGUACACAGGACAGAUGACGGACUGGAUCCAGGAGAAGAAGGACCCCUCUAUAUUCUGGAACUCCAUAAUAGCCAUAAGUCUGAUCACAUUGUGUAGCGCUGUGACAGAAUUCCUGUGUGACGGUAUCUACAACAUUACCAUGAGCUUGGUUCACACCCAGACCCAGGGGAAGCUUCUCCACGCCAUCCUGAAGCAGGACAUCACUUUCUUCGACACGGUGUCCACAGGUGACAUCACGUCUCGCAUUACGACGGACAUCACGGCGAUGAGCGAAGCCCUCAGCCACAACCUCAGCCUGCUGAUGUGGUAUCUCAUGAGGCUGAUAUUCCUGACCCUCUACAUGUUCAGCCUGUCCUCUAAGCUGACGCUCUUCACCGUGCUGUGCCUCUUAGUAAUCACCAUUGUGCCCAAACUGUCGGGAGCCUUUUCCCAGAAUUUGGCUGUGAAGGUACAGAAGUCCCUCUCGGAGGCCAAUCAGGUGGCCCUGGAGAUCUUCUCCAACAUGAAGACAGUGCGCAGCUUUGCUAAUGAAGAAGGUGAAUGUCGGCGAUAUGAGGCAAAGCUGCAAGACACCUAUGCACUCAACAAGAUGGAGGCCAUUGCCUACGGCGGCACUUCAGUGGCCAACAGCCUGUCCGGGCUCGUGCUCAAGGUGGGCAUCCUCUACUUUGGUGGACGUCUAGUGACAUACGGCGAGGUCAGUGGAGGUGAACUGGUGGCAUUCGUCCUGUAUGAGCUGCAGUUCACGUCGGCUGUGGAGGUGUUGCAGCGCAUGUACCCUGACGUUCAAAAGGCAGUAGGCUCAUCCGAAAAAGUAUUUCAAUAUAUGGACAGAAUUCCUCAGUUGCCACCCCCCGGGAGUCUCAAGCCAACAAAUCUUAAGGGGCAUAUCCAGUUCAAGAAUGUGACGUUUUCAUACCCAAAACGACCGGACACCCAGGCUUUGCAGGACGUCUCCUUUGACCUACGUGAAGGACAAGUGACCGCUUUGGUCGGUGCUUGUGAUGCAGGGAAAUCCACUGUGGUGAAGCUGCUGCUGAAGUUUUAUCAACCACAAAAAGGACAAAUCCUGCUGGACGGGCGGCCGUUAUCUGAGUAUGACAACGAGUAUUACCGCAAGAAGGUGUCCGUGGUGAGUCAGGAGCCUGUCCUUACGGCAAGGUCCUUGAAGGACAAUAUUUCGUAUGGUUUGGGGGAGGUUCCUCUGCCCUCAGUAAAAGCCGCAGCAGUGGCAGCAUAUGCCGACGAUUUCAUCUCAGACCUGGCAAGUGGUUAUAGCACAGGUGCUGGACAAAGAGGUGGACUUCUGUCUGGGGGUCAGAAGCAGAGGAUCGCGCUAGCAAGGGCUUUGUUGAGGGAUCCCAAGAUCCUAAUUUUGGAUGAUGUUAGCAGCUCUCUGGACACUGAAAGUGAACUCAAGAUUCAGAGCACGGUUUACGAUAACCCAAAGAAGCGCACGGUACUGCUGAUAUCUCACCGCAUGAACAUCGUGGAGAAGGCCGAUCACAUUCUGGUUCUGGAAGGUGGUCAGAUCAAAGAGUCCGGUAGACAUGAGCAGUUACUGGCCCAGCAGGGCAGCUACCGGAGACUCUGGGACAAGCAACAUAGCGUGUUUCACCGGGACAGUGGGGAACAAACAUGAAAUCAUCCCAGCUUUAGUGGUGUUUAAAGGGGUUAUCCAGGUUUUAAAAUGGAUGGCCUUGAGAUACGCCAUCAAUAAUAGAUCAGUGGUGUUAUGACUCUCAGCACCUCCUCCAAUCUGUUUGGAGAGGCUGCGGUCCUUGUGGCGAGCUCUGCGGCCUCGUCCUUGCUCACGUUGGUCCAUGCUGCACAAUGUCAUACUUUUCCUAGCAGCUGUCCUAUUACAGCGUAGUCCCAUUCACAAAGGAUACGCCAUACAUUUUUAAAACCUAGAUGAUCCUUUUAAUUUUUCCAGAUCCUGAAGAACUGAAGCAAAUUUAUCUGUGAUGGUUGAACUAGACCGGACUGUACAUAGAAAACUGUAAGAUAGUUUAUAAGGCUGAAGAAAGACAUCCGUCCAUCCAGUUCAACCUGUUAUCCUGCAAGUUUAUUCAGGGGAAGGCAAAAAAAAAAUGCGCGUUAGAAGCCAAUUUUCCUCAUUUUAGGGUAAAAAAAUUCCUAAAUCCCAUUGAACACCUGUGGAGAGAUCUUAAAACUGUUGUUGGGAGAAGGCACCCUUCAAAUAUGAGGGACCUGGAGCAAUUUGCAGAAGAAGAGUGGUCCAAAAUUACAGUUGAGAAAUGUAAGAAGCUUGUUGAUGGUUAUAGGAAGCGAUUGAUUUCAGUUAUUUCUUCCAAAGACUGUGCAACCAAAUAUUAAGAUGAGGGUGGCAGUAAAUUUGUCCAGACCAUUUUUGGA